Molecule: messenger RNA, 1674 nt
Organism: Thyridium curvatum
Lineage: Eukaryota; Fungi; Ascomycota; Sordariomycetes; Thyridiales; Thyridiaceae
Exons: 2
Coding region: 1-1674 (557 amino acids)
Biological process (GO): transmembrane transport; carbohydrate transport
Cellular component (GO): membrane
Molecular function (GO): carbohydrate:proton symporter activity
Source: RefSeq, a predicted model, not a curated record
AUGGCUGGCGGGGUGAAGAAACCCGUCAAUAUCUUCAGGCUGAAGAAUUUGGGAGAACCCAAGGAGGUCUUCAACUGGAGACUAUGGUUCGCCGUCUUCUCGUUUGGCCUGCUAGGAGCAGCGCGUGGUGUCGACGAAGGAUUGAUCUCCGGUGCUUUCAACAGCAAAGACUUCCAGAAGACAAUCAACUUUGAUUCGUACAACACCGUGGAUCGAGCCAACAUCAAGGCCAACGUCAGUGCAAUGGUUCAGAUCGGCUCUGUUGGAGGUGCUUUGUUUGCCUUCCUCAUCUGCGACCGUAUUGGUCGUAUCUGGGCCACUCGACAGCUCUGCCUUGUUUGGAUCGUGGGCAUUUCCAUCUUCAUGGGUGCGAAUGGCAAUCUGGGUGCCGUCUAUGCCGGCCGGUUCAUCGCUGGCCUGGGUGUUGGUCAAACACCUGUUGUGGGCCCUGUGUAUAUCGCAGAGAUCGCCCCAGCAUCCGUUCGCGGCCUCUGCACCUGCAUCUUUACGGGCUUCGUCUAUCUCGGUAUUGUCCUGGCCUACUUUACCAAUUAUGGGUGUCAAGUCAAUAUUGGAGAUACUACACAUGCCCGAUGGCAGGUGCCGACGAGUCUUCAUAUCAUCUUCUCCGGCCUCAUCUUUAUCUUGAUGUUCUUCCAAUAUGAGUCGCCGCGCUAUCUGAUCAAGAUGGGCAAGAACGAGCAGGCUCUUACGACCAUGGCUCGUUUGCGCCAGCUUCCCGAGGAUCAUGAGUAUGUGGUGCGAGAGAUUGCUGCGGUUCGGAUGCAGCAUGAGGAAGAGCUCGAGAGCACUAGAGGCAUUGGGUUUAUGGGCAUUCUCAAAGAGACUUUCCUCAUACCCAGCAACCUCUACCGCUUUUACCUUACCUCGAUGGUGCAAUUCCUCAGCCAGUGGUCGGGAGCAGGAUCUAUCACCCUAUAUGCCCCUGAUCUUUUCAGCUUGCUGGGUGUCAAGGGCACAAACGAGUCCUUGCUUAUCAGUGGAGUUUUCGGGAUCGUCAAGCUCUGUGCAGCAAUCAUUUGCUCUCUAUUCCUGGUCGAUGUAAUCGGGAGAAAGCGAUCUCUUCUCAUCGGAAUUACGCUCCAGAGUAUCUCUAUGAUCUAUGUGGCUGGAUUUCUCACAGCGGUUCCUCAUCUGGGCAUAGCCGGCUACACACUCGAACCACAUCUGACAGGGCCAUCCAAGGGUGCCAUCUUCAUGAUCUACGUAUCUGGCUUCGGUUGGGCUCUCGGUUGGAACAGUAUGCAGUACUUAUUGACUGCCGAACUGUUCCCACUCCGAAUCCGAGCCACAAGCACAUCGUUCGCUAUGAUGUUGCACUUUGUCAACCAAUAUGGCAAUGCCAGGGCGGUCCCUAAUAUGCUUCUAGAGACCCAGCACGGUGGUAUCACUCCCAAGGGGACUUUCUGGUGCUUUGCAGCCGUCACGAUACUAGGCGGCAUUUGGGUGUACUUCAGUGUUCCCGAGACCGCGGGCCGAUCGUUGGAGAGCAUCGAUCGUCUUUUCGCUCUGCCCUGGUACAAGAUUGGUCUGCAUGGCAAUGAGGAUGCGGAACGCCGGGAUGCAGCCUACGACGAGAAGGUACAAGGCGAGGGCGAAAGGGCUGCUGUUACCGAGGCUGAGCAAUCAGUUGAAUCCCGGCCUCGGGUUUAG